AUGACCUCGGCUGACUUCAAAAUCAAAGCCGGAUUGGCCCAAAUGCUCAAAGGAGGUGUUAUUAUGGACGUAGUCACUCCCGAACAAGCCAAAAUCGCCGAACGGGCUGGUGCCUGUGCCGUCAUGGCUCUGGAAAGAAUCCCCGCCGAUAUGAGAAACUCGGGCCAGGUGUGUAGAAUGUCUGAUCCUCAUAUGAUCAAGGGUAUCAUGGAAGCUGUGUCAAUUCCCGUUAUGGCAAAGUGUAGAAUUGGCCAUUUUGUUGAGGCUCAAGUUCUCGAAGCUGUUGGUAUUGACUACAUUGACGAGAGUGAAGUACUGACCCCCGCCGACAAAGUAAACCAUAUUGCAAAGGACAAUUUCAAAGUUCCUUUUGUAUGUGGAGCCAGAAACCUUGGUGAAGCUCUACGAAGAGUCAAUGAAGGUGCUGCCAUGUUAAGAACUAAGGGUGAAGCCGGAACUGGUGACAUCUCCGAGGCUGUCAGCCACAUCAACCUUAUCAAAGACGAAAUCGCCGAAGUGUUGGCAAUUACCGAUAAAAAACAACUCGAAUCCAAGGCUAAGGAACUAAGAGUGCCUGUAGAGCUUCUGGAAGAGCUAAUUGCCAACAAUGGUAAGUUCCCUGUCGUCAACUUCGCUGCCGGCGGUGUCGCGACCCCCGCCGAUGCCGCCCUCUGCAUGCAAUUGGGCUGUGAUGGUGUGUUUGUUGGUUCCGGUAUCUUCAAGUCCAAGAACCCCGAAAAACUCGCCAAAGCUAUCGUCAAUGCCGUCACGCACUUCAACGACCCCGCCAAGGUCCUCGAGUUCUCGACCGACCUCGGCGAGCUCAUGUUCGGUGUGGCCGUCGACUCCCUCAAAGACAACCAAAAACUGUCCACUCGUGGAUGGUAA
This is a messenger RNA of Sugiyamaella lignohabitans, 888 nucleotides long. It is a transcript of the gene SNZ1, whose product is annotated as pyridoxine biosynthesis protein SNZ1. The record is from RefSeq and is a predicted model, not a curated record. Gene Ontology annotation, molecular function: amine-lyase activity. The coding region runs from base 1 to 888 and encodes 295 amino acids. The transcript has a single exon. Gene Ontology annotation, biological process: pyridoxal 5'-phosphate biosynthetic process; amino acid metabolic process; pyridoxine biosynthetic process. NCBI's taxonomy places the organism in Eukaryota, Fungi, Ascomycota, Dipodascomycetes, Dipodascales, Trichomonascaceae.